This is a messenger RNA of Pocillopora damicornis (cauliflower coral), 7102 nucleotides long. RefSeq lists its product as uncharacterized. Gene Ontology annotation, cellular component: nucleus. The record is from RefSeq and is a predicted model, not a curated record. Gene Ontology annotation, biological process: regulation of transcription by RNA polymerase II. Lineage: Eukaryota; Metazoa; Cnidaria; Anthozoa; Scleractinia; Pocilloporidae.
UUUUGAAGCUCGCAUGUUUUUCAGUCGUCCGGUUUUAACUGCUGUAAAAUCUUCAAGUUUGAGGCGAAAAACGGAUCAAUUACUGCGAACGGGACUGUAUCGAGUAGGACGAGUUGUUGGAAUCAACAGAUCGAAGUUUGACGAGAUUAUACCGCUUGCGAAAGUUUAACCUCUGAGUGAAAUGGCUGCAAUGCUUUUCGGUUGACAGAUUCAUUAACCUUGAAUGUGUGAGGCUGAACUCAUGGAAGCCAGCUGUUAGUGUCAGUGUCUAAGGGAUGACUGUUUCAGUCAGUUUAACAUCUUGUGCUCCUCAAGCUAAAGAGUUGGAGCUGAUGCAGGAUGGAAAAACUCCAUCUGGUGAUGACUUCACUAAGGAAGUGCCUGAUCUAAAAAAUGGCCAAGUUAGGUGUGUCUUGCAGCAAACAGAGGAUCAAAAUUCAUGUCUAGAAAUGGAGGGAAGGAAAGAUAACGGGUCCAGUGAGGAGAUCAAUUCUUCUGGUGUGCCUGCUGCUGAAAAUGGAAAAGCAGCUCACCGGGAGGAAACUCCUGAAAAUAACCAGGAAUGUGUUACUACUAAUAACACAGUGAAGCAAGGAAGAGCUGUCAGUCGUGGACGAAGGAAGAGUGAGAAUAAAGAGUACAAUCCAAAGUCUCAAAAUGGUGGGAGGAAUCGGAGAAGGAAGAUCUCCAAAAACAGGGAUUACGAGAACAGCUCAAGUAAUGGUGGUAAUUCAGGAGCAGAUGGCAAUGGGGAAGAUAACGGAAGUGAUGAUGAUGAUGACGAUGAUGAUGCAGAUGAUGAUGAUGAGGAUGAUGAUGAAGAUGAUGAGGAUGAAGGAGACGAUGAUGAGGAUGAAGGGGAGGAAGAAGAAAGUAAAAAUGAGGAUGAUGAUGAUGACAUUUCAUUAAAUGGAAAUGAUAAGAAUGUAAAACAAAUGAAAAUCAAACAGGAACCACCAGAUGAUCAAGAGGCUCUUCCCAGUGGACUUCAAGGAUUCAUGGCAGGUUUAGAUGGCAACAUUCCAUUGGCAGAUCUGUUAGAAAAGCUUCCCAAUUCCUUGUGUCAAGGUGAUGAAAACAACACUACUCCUGCACCACCUGGUGCCCCUGUGACCCUUCAUGGAAUAGUCUGCCAUGAAAUUGGCGGAGUACUGGUUGUAAACAUCAAGUGGAGAGACAAGUUUUAUUGUGGUUCCCUGAUGGACUGUUCUCGUCAUGCAUGGGCUAGCCCAAGAUUUCCUGCUGUAGAAGGAGGUGAAAAUGAAAUGAAAAUGGGUGGGAAAGGUGGAAAGGGUAAAAGGAGACAGAAAGGCAGUUCUCUAUCGUCAUCAGCAGGAAGUGUGAAUAAAGAAGUCACCCCACUGAAGCACAAACUUCGUGGUCGAAAGAGAGGUGUUUCAGGCUGUCCCCCACCAAAGUCCCAAGGGUUUAAGGGUCUUGGAAAAAGACGGUCAAAAAAUAUAGAUGAUGAUGAUGAUGGCACAUCACGGCCUGGAAAACGAAGCUGCACAAUGAAAACGACAGUGUCUCCUCAGCCAUCUCCAACAUUGAUUGAAUGUCCUGAGCCAGGGUGUGACAAAAAGUACAAGCACAUUAAUGGUUUACGCUAUCAUCAGGCGCAUGCUCACCUAGAGGAGUCCAACCAAUCGGAUGAUAGAUCUGCUAGCACCAGUCCUUCUCCUGUAGAAGAGUUCAAAGAGCCUGAUACAAAAACAAGCUUUAAGGGAAGAACAUCUCGUGUCAGUGCCAGGGCACGGAGCGUGUCACCAUCCCUAGCAGCUGCUAUUGCUUCCAUGAACGAGAAGAAGAACGAGUCCUCUAGAGGAUCAGCUAGCAAGAAAAAGGAAAUCAUAGAAACAUCUACUGAUGCUACAGCCGUAAAGGAGACUAAGAUGUCAAAAUCACCUGUUCCUUCCACUGAAGAAGAUGCUGUUGAGAAAGAUUCUACUGUAUCAUUUGUGGAGAGUUCUGAUAAAUGUCAACAGGCUUGCGAACAUGACAUCAGAUUAGAGAAUGAUAUCCAAGAGAAAGUUGACCAUGUCAAACAAGAAAAUAGCUUCAAGCCCGUUCUAGAAGAGCAGAAAGGUAUCAUUAAGAAUUUGAAGAAAGAGGAGACAAUGAUGUCUAAGGAUGCUUCCAACUCUUCUGUUGGCUUGAUCGCAACACCUAUGUGUGCAGCAACCACAGAUGAAAUACAAGGGUGUGGAAAAGAUACCAUGAAAUCCAAUACUCCACAGGCUAGCCAAGAAGUAUGGGAGACUGUGAUCGACAGUGGGUUUAGUGUGGCAAAUAGUGGCAGUAAAUCCCUGAACCAGGAAGAGAGGAUCAGCAUAAGUCAAGUGGAAGACAUGGAGAAAGUUCUUGUGGAAGGCACUUUUGAUGGCAAACAGUCAAGCAACCAGCUUAGCAUUCCUGGUGUGCAGCCAGUGGAUCUGCGGCAGGCUGUUGACAAAGGAGUUGGGCUAAUUAAUCAGUUAGGCAUUGAAGUUGAGGACAUCAGUGAGACUGAAGAAGACAUUGAUCCUGGCCAAGAUUCUGAAUACACAAGCAAAGAUGUACCAAAUCUGUCCUGCUCUGCCUCAAAUUCAGACCAAACAAAUCCUGGACUGUCUUUUUCUACAAAAGAUAACUUGUCAAACCAGGCCCAAAAGACAGAGGUAACCUCCAACAAGAGUUUUGUAGCUUCUGAUGUGCCUAGAACAAAGCCUGAAACAAACUUGUACUUUAGCGUCAAGGCGGAGGACACUUCUGCUGAAGAGAAAAGGAACAAAAAUUAUAGUGGAAAGUUGUUAUCUCAAUUUGAAAGAAAGAGUGAGUUAUGGCCCUCACAAACUGGUGUUUCUGAGAAGUUAUCUGCACAGACUUAUGUGCCUUUUCAUCAAAAUGCUGAAACAACUCAAACAGUGCUAGAUGACAAAGGCGCGAAAACUUCUGCUGGAAAUAUCUCCAUGGAAGCACUUGUUUCUAAGAGCAUUUCCCGAAGUGCUGUUGAACCACCUCUCAUGAACAGCGAUGCUCCAUCUGCACGAUUUAAAUUUUUUGAGUGCAGAAACUAUGGUGAUGAAAAUUAUGAUAAGUGCAUUAAGACAUCUGAUAUAGAUCAGAAGGCAAAAAUUGACUCCAAAGGUACUCUGGCUCCAAUUAGAUAUCCAGAACUUGUUCGGAAUGGAGCUAUGGUGGAAGUUGCUCAAAAACAGAAUGAUCCUGCAUCAGGUGAGGGUUUUAGGACAGUCUUGAAUGCAAAAUCAUCAGCUGAGGAAGAGAGCAAAAGUGAGGGAAAAGUAACCAAAAACUUGUCUGUUUCUACUGGUUAUACCAGAACUCAUAGUCCAAGUCCAGAAGCAUUUAGUCGGAAUGUGAACCUUCCUGACAAGGCUAGGGUUUCUACAAAAAGCCCCAGGCCUAUUCCACCACUCACUGGGAAUGUGGCAAUGCAUUUAUCUUCAUCAAGACCAGGAUUUGAUUCUAGUACACUCUCUCCUGGUACAUCAUUUCCAAUCAUUAGUACCAAAGUGCACUCUGCUGGGGGAGAAAGGAAAAAUUCAUCAAGCCCCUUUCAACCUGUCAUAGUCAAGCAUGAGUUUCAGCCUUCAGAGACAUCAAAGGGAAUUAAACAAGAAUUCAUUCCAUCUGGCUGUCCACAAUCUGACCCCAGCAACACAUUCACUUCAUCUUCAGUGGAACACAGCAAAACAAUCACAGAAACCAAGGGAGGUUUUGGAUUAAGUGAAAUGGGUAGCAGCAGUAAAAGUCCCCUUCCCAGUCAGGGAAUGGAGGAUCAGGAGAAGUCUUACAAGACAGCAGCCAGAGCUCUGACUAGAACACAUCCUACCUUAAUCUCCAGGGGUGGUAGCUCACUUGGCCCAUCCCUCCCUGUGGGUGUGGCUCAUCCAUACCCCAGAGCUUCAGAUGGGGGUUCAGCUUCUAGUCAUGGGAAAGCAUCAGAUUACAAGACAUCUGCUGCUGCUUCUUCUGUUACAUCAGUCACCUAUACAAGUACUUCUCCCAGAUCUCAAUCUAGUCCACGCGAUGUACCAUCCGAGCUGCCACAACCAGAAAACAAAGCUAAACAACUUCAAACAUUGCAAGUCCCUAUUCCUAUUGGAGAAGUGUCACCAGUGGCAAUGAAGAGAAGUCCAGGACCUGCCAUCCAUUCUGGACUCCCUCAGACUGUCCUCCCAAUCAUUGGCCCAGGAAUAAAAACACAGGGUUCCACCUCAUCCCACCCCAGCAUUCGACCAGGAGUGAAGGCUUCAGGAGUGAAUGAGCCAAUGAAAAAUGAAAGAAAAACUGAAGCUGUGCUUAGAGAGCCAUCACCUUAUUCAGUGUCCAAGUCACCCAUACCACGUUCCCUAAGUACUACCAAGCCCUCUCUAGAAGGGAAAAGCCCACAACAGUUAGCUUCUGGUGCUGGUUCACACCUUAAAAUGAUGAGGGCGCCUGAUGACAGUAGUCAGGAGGACUCAGAGAUUGUAAUUGUGAAAGAAGACCCUGUUGCAUUUGGUUCUUCGAAAGACAAGAUGCUUUUGACUGAAAAGGAGAGGGGAAGAUGUGAUAUCAGGGACUCCGCUACAGAGUUAAAUUUCAGAUCUCAAGAACACUUAUCAGCUGAACAGUUGAGAAAGUAUCAGUAUCAUCAGCAAAUGUUGCACUUUUAUUUGGCAUAUAACUCAGCAGCUCAAGCCCAGCUGCUCUCAAACAUGCCACCAGAACAGCAGAUGCUCUAUCAACAGAUGUUGUUUGAGCAGGAGAAACAGGGAAUGCGCAGCAGCAGCAGUUCAGGUCAUACUGAAACAAGAACGUUUGAGAAGAAAGAAACUCAAAAACCAAGUGACAGAACUCAGGAUGAACGAAGAUCAGAUGAGGUGAGCAUUAAGAAAGCAAUGCCUGCAAGGACCUCUCCUGAUGAAAGUGAAUUUCGGCGAUUCCCAGGUAAAAAUGAGAGUUUACCAUAUCCAUCAUCACAUGGCUCAUCACCCAAGAUGACACAACACAAGCUGUCUUCUGAUGAACCUCCUGAAAAGAAAAGCAGGGUUGAUGAAGCGUAUGAACGUGAGAGAGAGAUGGAACGUCUGAAGUACGAAAAGGAGGAGGAAUAUCUGCAGGUGCAAAAGCAAAAGCAGCGGAUGUCAAUGUUUAAGAAACUGGAGAAUGAAAUGAGUGGCACCUUUCACAAGCAACAAAAAACUCCAGAAGGGUCAGAAAGACGUGGAAAUCUUAGUAGAGAGGAGGAAAAAAUGGAAAAUAGGAGUGAAAGUGGAAGGGACAUGGUGAAACACCGUUCUCAGGAGCCAUCAACAAGUACAGCAAAGGAAAUAAACCAUUCUUUUGAGGCAGAAAAUUCUCGCAGUGGCUCCUCCUCAGACCAUGGAUCUCCCCGUAGCCAGGUUAUCAAAUCCCAAUCCCUUUUGGCUCCAAGAUCUCCAAGACCUUCCAGGUCACCUUUACCAGCAGCAAGAUACAAAGAGAACUCCCCCACUUCAGAUGAAAAAAGGGAGAGUGCAAACUCACACUCCACAAACUUUACACCAACUCAGUUUCAGGCAUAUUUGUCACAGUUCAACUUUGACCCAUCGGCAGGACAGUUACCAUACAGUGCUCAUCAGAUGUUAAUCAGCCAACAGCUCCCACUUCCUCCAGGAAUGGUUAUGAGCAUGCCAAUAAGCAGCAAUGGGGAAUCAAGUGCUGUGAUGUCAUCAAGUAGAGAGCGUGACACAAGAAGUCCCUAUCAAGUAGCAGAGAGGGAUCGUUCUUCUACACCCACGCUUCACUCCAGCUCCCAAGCUCGUAUGUCAACCACAGAUACUCAUGAAAGACUGCAAAAACUCAAAGAAAGUACUGAAAAGGAAGCUCGCCAUUCAUCAGUUCCCUCCAAAGAUGACAGAGUCAGAAAUCGUGGCACAUCAAGUGAGCAAAAGAUAUCGCCAAAGGCUAGCUCCAGGUUAUCUGAUUUUAAAGGGGAGAGCAACACUUUGCAUAAUCACCCAAGCAUAAUUGCAAACAACCUAGCAAUCAGUAGAAUGGCAGGUCAUGUGGAUGUACUCACAGAGGAGGAGAUUAUGAGACAAAGGCUUGCGGCAGAUCACAUGGGCUUCUAUAGUAUCAUUGGGCAGUUUGACCCAGCCUUUGCUCCCUCCAUGAUACAGUCAUCUCCACAACACAUGAGCAGAGGCGUGGAACAUUAUAUGAAAAAAAGGCAUUGAGUUCCAUCAAGUUGGAUCAGCAAGUUGUGCAGAGUAUCACUCUAUUUCACUCUACAGCUAGAAAUUUAUGUACAGUUAUAAGUUGAGUUUUUCAAAUUUUAGUACAAUGCUUAGUUUUGUUCCUUUUCUGUUUGCUAUGUAAACAUAUCAGUAAUAACUGCAUAAACUUGACAAAUUUCCCUAUUUUUAAAAAUGCUUUCUAAAGUAUGCUUUUGACAUGGACUUAACACACAGAACAGUGGCUCUCCGAUGUUCAUGUUUUCUCUUCUCUUUUCUUUCUUCCUUUCUUUCUUUCUUUCUUUCUUUUCUGAUGUGAAAAUUUCAGCAAAUUUUCCACUUGCCUCAAAAUUCAAAUUUUAAAAUAGUGUGAUUCCAAGUGACAAAGUCAUGUAAAAGUCAUGAAUUUAAAUUGCAAAUUUCUUAACCACAUGCUCUAAGAGCUGUAAAUGUACUAUCCAUUCAAAUUGGUAAUUUACCUUUUGCAGCAUUUUUAUACAUGCACGCCACUUGAUUUACAUCUCAAUAGCACUUUCACAGCCUUUGUAACCAUUUAAACUUUUCUUUAAGAGAAAAAAAAGUAGGUACGUUAUUUUUUAAAGAUUGUAACUUUUGUACUGAACUUGUACAUCAUGGUAAUUUUCAGUGGUUAGUGUUACUUUUUCAAUACUCUUCUGUGAAGCGCUUACUUACAUUUGCAAUAAUUUAAAAAAUAAAGUCUUUGUGCUCUUUGGUAAUGGUAAAUUUAAGUAAUGGUGAAAGCUAUUUUUGUAAUAAUAGGUAUUUUUGGUAAAUCAAUGUUUCCAACAUAAUUGUACAGUAGUGUUUUUGAGUGGAUUAUAGUGUCAUGUGAAAACAUGAUAAAUGUAUAAAUAAAAUUGGUAGAAAAUUAGAAUCAACAA